Achroia grisella is the source of this 2085-nucleotide messenger RNA. RefSeq names its product sphingosine kinase 1-like. Lineage: Eukaryota; Metazoa; Arthropoda; Insecta; Lepidoptera; Pyralidae. Gene Ontology annotation, cellular component: intracellular membrane-bounded organelle; cytoplasm; membrane. Gene Ontology annotation, biological process: sphingosine biosynthetic process. The coding region runs from base 66 to 1859 and encodes 597 amino acids. The record is from RefSeq and is a predicted model, not a curated record. The transcript has 3 exons.
UUCGCAACCGUUAUCAUCUUUAUUAUUCGCCAUUCAGUUUGUGUUCACAACAUAAUAAAGACGUUAUGAACGUUGUCGAGGGUGAAUAUUCCGAUUCGAAAGAACAUGUUUAUCUUCAAGAAACAUUUUAUAUACUAUCUAAGAAGAACUCAGUAUUUCGGGUCAGACUUACAUCUAAAGGUUUAUCUUUGACCAAAGAAACCGAUGGUAGCUGUAAGGAGCAAACAAUUUUGUUACGAGAUAUCGUCGGUAGUAAAUGCAUGAGAAGUAAAAGACGACGCCCUGGUGCUGGUUCGUGCGUUUGUAGUUCUCUUGUAGGACCACAUCAGCUCAAAGUAGUCGACGAGAACAGUGGAGAUCUUGAUGAAAAUGAUAUCAGCGCGUACCUAUAUGUUUAUGCAUACAUACUAAAGCGUAGUCGCCGUACAUUUAAAAGAGAGCGCACAACAAUAACUCUGCGGUUUAGAUCUUACGAUAAAUAUGAUGAUAACAAUAAGGAAGCACAAAAAUGGAGAGCAACGCUGAAAUGUUUGAUUGCAAGUCAACCGAUAACGUACGCGCCGCCUGUGAACGAUAAGAAAUUACUCAUUCUUCUUAACCCAAAGUCUGGCCCGGGCAAGGCUAGGGAGCAAUUUCAGACGAAGAUAGCGCCGAUAUUGCAGGAGGCAGAGGUCCCUUACGAUCUACACGUGACGAAAUAUGCUCAAUAUGCGCGUGAAUUUGUUCGCACGAGAAAUGUUUACGCCUGGAGAGGUAUUGUGGCAGUCGGUGGCGAUGGUGUGCUAUUUGAAAUCCUCAAUGGCAUGUUUGAACGACUGGAUUGGCAGCAGGCUUUCAGUGAAGUGCCUCUUGCCAUUAUGCCAUGUGGCUCUGGAAAUGGCUUAGCAAGAUCUAUUUGUCAUCUGUACAAUGAACCAUAUAUCCCUCAAAAUCUAACGGGGUUAUCCAUGGCGUUGGCGAGAGGCGACUCCACCCACAUGGAUGUCGUCAGAGUGGAGACCAAAACUAAAAUUAUGUUUUCCUUUCUCUCGAUUGGUUGGGGCUUGUUAUCAGAUAUUGACAUCGAGAGUGAGAGGUUACGAGCUAUGGGUGGACAGAGGUUCGCAGUAUGGGCGGUUGCCAGAAUACUAGGACUGAGGAAGUACAAGGGCGUUGUAAGUUAUAUGAAAAUUAAGGAUAUCAGUAAUCUCCCCAAGGCCAAACAACCGCUCACUCUCAGCCAUAGCGUUAGUCAGGACGGCGCACUCGACUCCCCUGAUGCGGAAGCGUUCAUUGAUUGCGAUGAACAUUCCGAAGUGUAUAGCAACGCCAGGAGCGGAAGACAUCAGCGUGUAGACUCGUGGUACUCUGUCAAUUCUAGAAGAAGCGCAUUCUUUAGUACACGCGGAUCGGAAUACCAUAGCGUAACGAGUGAAAAUUCAGAAAUGCGCUCUCCUGUCCACGUCUGUAUGCAUGGGCCUGCGUCGCAUUUACCAUCUCUCAUGUCCCAACUACCCACCAAUUGGGUUCACGAACAAGGCGAGUUCAUAAUGGUGCAUGUAUCAUAUCAGUCCUACAUCGGGGAAGACUUUUUCUUCGCCCCACGGUCACAGUUGUGUGAUGGAGUAAUGUGGAUGCUAAUCAUUAAGGUUGGAGUUUCAAGGUCGCAACUUUUAUCAUUUUUGGUCAAUGCCAAUCAGGCCCCCCACGCAGAGUUGAAUUCCGAGUACAUUAAAAUGGUUCCUGUGAGUGCAUUUAGGAUAGUUCCCGAGGGGUCAGACGGUAUUCUCACUGUGGACGGUGAGCUCGUAGAAUAUGGGCCAAUACAAGCGGAAAUAUUUCCUAACAUAGUAAAGUUAAUGGUGCCAGAUAAUAAAUAACACUAGAGAAGUUUAAUUGUAAGAUUUAUUCCAAAUGACUGAAAUCAAUUAUUUGAAAUAAAACCGAGCCGACGGAAGUGCAAUAUGUGGAAUAUUUUCCUAUAAACAAAAUGUUUAAUAUAGGCCUUGUGCCACAAUAAUAUCAGAUUUUAUGCAUUUAUUAGCAAUGUUAAUUAUUGAAAGGUAAACUAGAUCAUUCCAAAAAUAAUCAAAUAUUGAUAGAGCA